UGCACAGCAUCUUGGGGAGUUCAAAGCCGGAGGGACAGGGCAAGAAUUUCACAGCUACACAAUCAGAGAUCAGAUAGCAGAGCCUCAAGAAGGAUGAGCUUCGAGGCGACGACAGGGGGAGAGAGACCGCCGAACACGACUCACGGGGGUAAGGGCUUUCACGACGACGUAAUGUUUAGAGCAGUCAGUAGAGUGAAGGCCCAAGAAGGAUUAUCAGUUUGACCAGCUACGGCGAUCUCAGCACUGGUGGGGAGAGUCUCACAAAGCUCUGAGCUAGCGAGAGGGAAAUGGACUCAAGAGACAAUUUGCUUUGAAAAUAAAAACUAAUUAGACUAUAAGCAUCUCCUACACAUCCCUGCGUGAAGCAGAGCUGGCGUGGGGAGAGACACAGUGAGAAUUAAUCAAUUAGCCGAGGAUCCCUUCCGUGAUUAGGUCUCUCAAAUACAAGAAAAUUAGUCACAGGAGCAUGGGAGUCUUAUAAUUUCAUUAGAUUGGGAGAUUGCAUAAGGAGAGCACCCUUUUACCUUGAUGAUUGGUAGGGAUCAAGAGUCGAAGGCUAAGCAGACUCGAAGAAGAAGGAAGAGGGUGUGAGAGAGACCGAAACGCCACGACAAGCCACUGGCCCAUGAAAAUUAAUUGACGAUCUUGUCGGGAGACAAAGCAUGAGUUGGUGAUAGACAGUGACGAGUGUAGCUGGAUCACAUGGCAUGAGAGGCCGAGACGAGAGGGAGAUCUGCAAGAGUAGAAGCCGUUAAUGGGGAGCUCCAAAUGGUAUUAGAAAUUAGGGUAAGGGAGUGGUCUUUGUUAAUUUGUUAAAUAUUUCCAAAUUUUUUUUAGAUUAUAUACACUGAGACGGGACAAGGACAGGAUAACCCAGUCCCAUGUCUCGUCUGGUCCUGAAAUUAUUUUGUCCCAUCCCAUCCCAUCCCAAAGUCGUUAGGAUUAGGACAGACCCAUAUAGAUUUGUUUAUAGAUCCAGUGAUACUCCAAAAUUUAUCAAUAGACUGAUUUAAAACUAUGAAAAAAUUAGCCUUUUUUUAUUAUAUUGGAAAUGGUAAUGAUCCGGCCAAAAGAGGAUUAUUUAGAGCAGGCUCAAUGGAUAAUGAAGAUAGAACAACCUAUCUUCUAUCUUUAGUGAUAAAGGGAAAAGGCAAUAGACCGGGAAAAGCCACAGAUAGGAAAGAAGAUGAGAGGCAAAAUCAUCACCCAGAAGGAAGUAUUGCUGGCCCUGCUAAGAGAAGAAGCUGAGGGAACUAUACAAAAGAAACACACACGAGGGCAUGGCUGAUAUUCAAUUAGAGCCAGAAUUGGGUUUGAUUGGAGCCGUAUAUUUCGAGCAAUUGAAGAUUACUCGGCAUUGCCUGUUGGUUGGUUCCCGGUGCUUGACGCUUCGCUGCUGCUCUACGAAGAAAUCCUAUUUCAGACAACAAACCCCUGCAAAUAAUUCGCAUCACUGCAAAAUCUUAACUUUGUGGGCAGCAAGUUGAGCAACCAUUUUUUGUUGGCCUCAGAGCAACCAGUUAAACUCAAGAGUGAGGAAUGGAAUUUGUUUUGGUGUCAUUAAACGGAAUUUUAUGCACCUUUUAUUUAUUUUAUUAUUUUCUCGUUUUCGGUAUCCUUCCCGAACCCGGUCUCAUUGCGUUUAUGACAGUUCACAGUUGUUUCAGCCGGCUUUUAUUGAAUAGAAAAUUUCUUCGCUCUGACCUUGACUAAACCCCCGGCCGCGGCAGUUGACUUUUGAAUACUGGUGCGAAGGAGCCUGCUUUUACUCAAUCUCUUGAACAGAGUGACUUACUGCACUUUUAUAGUAUUAAAUUAACGUGUAAACAAUAGUGGAAGGGAAAAAGAGAAAUAGAAGAGGGGAGAAAAAGAAGGGGAAGAGAGAGGAACAUGAACGAAAUCGGGUGUUUAACGAGGAAUGAUUUGAUCGCAGCGUUGAUCUGAAUAACGCUAGAACGCUAGCGUAUCUCGUGGGAUUAAGGCACCUAUUCUCCCUCUCGUUCUAAUUUUGGUUAACAACGGGAAGACAAAGUGCUCGAUUCAAAUGGGGAUUUGCUGGGGUUCUCCAGAGGACAACCCAGGCAUCACCAGCACAUCUGAUCACCUUAGUGCAGCUACAACGGGAACAUCCCGGACUACCAGCAAUGCUACUACCGCUACUACUUCUUACGGGAGCGGAAGCAUCUCCAUAAAUAGCCAGUUUUCCGAGUCCAGUGGUGGCGAAGCUUAUCCAAAUGGGCAGAUUUUGCCUGCUGCAAAUUUAAGGACAUUCACUUUUGCAGAAUUGAAGGCUGCUACUAAGAAUUUUAGAGUUGAUACAGUACUUGGAGAAGGAGGCUUUGGAAAAGUCUUCAAGGGUUGGCUUGAAGAAAAGGCAACACCAAAAAAUGGAAGUGGAACGGUCGUUGCCGUUAAAAAAUUGAACUCAGAGAGCUUACAAGGAUUUGAGGAAUGGCAGUCGGAAAUAAAUUUUCUGGGACGGCUUUCUCAUCCUAACCUCGUUAAGCUGUUAGGAUACUGUUGGGAAGAAAAUGAGCUUCUUCUCGUCUAUGAAUUCAUGCAAAAGGGCAGUCUGGAAAAUCAUUUAUUUGGAAGGGGUUCUGCUGUUCAACCACUUUCAUGGGACAUUAGGCUUAAGAUUGCAAUUGGAGCGGCUCGUGGUUUGGCAUUCUUGCACACAUCUGAGAAAGUAAUUUACCGUGAUUUCAAGGCCUCCAAUAUAUUGCUCGAUGGGUCUUAUACUGCAAAAAUUUCAGACUUCGGCUUGGCAAAAUUGGCACCUUCAGCUAGUCGAUCCCAUGUAACAACAAGGGUGAUGGGCACGUUUGGCUAUGCGGCUCCUGAAUAUGUGGCAACAGGGCAUCUGUACGUGAAGAGUGACGUGUAUGGAUUUGGAGUUGUUUUGGUUGAGAUCCUGACAGCCCUUCGGGCACUAGAUCAAAACCGCCCCAGCGGCCAACAUAGUCUUGUGGACUGGGUGAAACCAUACUUACAUGAUGGAAGAAAAUUGAAGAGCAUAAUGGAUUCACGGUUGGAGGGAAAAUAUCCAUCCAAAUCUGCUUUUCGUAUAGCUCAACUUGCUUUAAAAUGUCUUGCAUUAGAACCUAAACAUCGGCCAUCAAUGAAGGAAGUUUUGGAGAACUUGGAGCGGAUUCAGGCUGCCAAUGACAGGCCUGGAGAGCCUAGACUCCGUUCUACUCGUAACGUGGCUUCCCAUCGUGUUACCCGACCUUUGCGCCCUCGAUCUCAUUGAAUCAAUCAUUCCAUGCCAUUGGUUCUAUUGUAUUAUUUGUAUCUCCAAUUGAUUAAAGCAAUCUCAAUUCUCCAAUUUCUUUAUAGUAACGGCGAGAUUUAUACCGCUUUUGGUGGGGUGGGGCCCCCGUGGGGGAUGGAGAACAGUGAGAUUUGUACUGCUGAAUCACGUGUUACCAAACUAGCUCUGUUCAUGUAAUUCAUCACCGUUUGAGUGACAGGCUAGGCGGUAAUUAUGGUUGUUAUUUAAUUUUAAUCCCGGAUAGGCUAGCUCUGUUCA
This is a messenger RNA of Neltuma alba, 3532 nucleotides long. Its product is annotated as probable serine/threonine-protein kinase PIX13. Bases 2045 to 3253 code for a protein of 402 amino acids. Gene Ontology annotation, molecular function: protein kinase activity; ATP binding. NCBI's taxonomy places the organism in Eukaryota, Viridiplantae, Streptophyta, Magnoliopsida, Fabales, Fabaceae. The transcript has 6 exons. The record is from RefSeq and is a predicted model, not a curated record. Gene Ontology annotation, biological process: protein phosphorylation.